CUUUCGUGUGACAUAUGUCAUUUGAGUGAGUCUCCCGUCGCUCCUUUAGCCGCAUGAGUAGAGGGGCGGGCAGGGAGGCGUGUCUGUGCACCACAAGAGGAACAACGUGAGGUUCAGGAGGAAGGACAUGUCAGAGAUGUUAGUUCAGAGAGAGUUGUCGGAAUGAUCCCUUGUUGGUCCUUUCCUGAACUUUUUUUAUGGACUUGUAGUGCAGCAGACUUUGGCCUCUGCCUGAGGUGGAUUUGUAAUGUAGAAUGACUCAAAAGCCAGUCCUCCGUGCCUUACAAAUCUAAAGUCUCAAGUCUCAAGCCAAUUGAUCAUCAUCAACACUUUCUCUGAUCCCCACCGUCUCCACCGGGGAGGGACAUGGGGUUGGUGGGGAGCCUGCAGCUUGUUCUGCUUUUGGCCUCGACCUCCACAGCCGCAGGCCUCAACAUCCCCCUAGAAGUGGAGCAGCCUCCAACCAUAAUAACUCACACAUCUGGCCCCAUUGUGGCCCUUCCCUUUGACAACACAAUUACUAUCAGGUGUGAGGCCAGGGGCAACCCGCCACCGGAAUACAGAUGGACGAAAGACGGUGAAGACUUUGUCCCCCCCUACGUGACGACGGACCACCCAGGUGGCACCUUCGAGCUCCACAACAAGGGUCUGCAAGCGUUUCAGGGAAAGUACCGAUGCUACGCUUCCAACGAGCUGGGAACUGCCAUGACGGAGGAGAUUGAACUUCGAGUUCCCAGUAUGCCGAAGUUUCCUAAGGAGUUCAAUUUCCCCGUUGUUGUUAAAGAGGGAGAGCCAAUUGUCCUCGAGUGCAACCCUCCAGAAGGCAUGGCCCCACGGCAGAUUUACUGGAUGUCGUCCGAUCUCAAGCACAUUGAGCAGGAUGAGAGGGUUUCCAUGGGCAUCGAUGGCAACCUGUACUUCUCCAAUGCCUUACAGAACGACAGUCGUGCGGACUACUGCUGCUUCGCGCACUUCUCCAAAAUACGCACCAUCGUCCAGAAAACCCAAAUGGCCGUCGUGGUGAAGAGCUUGAAACCUGGCAACGAGUCCACUGACGCCGCCGACAAUGCCACUCAAGCCCGCCCAGCGCGAAGACCCAGCCUGUUGCUGCCCUCUGGUGUUCAGACGGAGAAGGUGCUGUUGAAGGGGGAGAACCUGCAGCUUGAGUGCAUUCCUCAGGGAUAUCCCACUCCAACAGUAAAAUGGAUGAAAAUGGGAGACAAGCUGCCUCUUCGGACACAAUUGAACAACUUUGGAAAGCUGUUGUUCAUAUCUUCUGUAGAUGAGUCGGAUGGCGGGAAAUACAUGUGUAAAGGCCAAAACCCGGCUGGAGAGGUUGUCCACUACUUUGAUGUAAUAGUGGAAGAUCCGCCAAAGUGGGAGACGGAGCCUCCUCAAAGCCAGCUGACUGUGAUUGGGACUGAUGUUCACAUCAAGUGCUCGGUCAGCGGAAAACCACCGCCGGACAUAACGUGGAGGAGGAACGGGGAUUUAUUCAGAGAUGACCUUGGGAGCAACAACAAGCAAGUAUUUGAUGACACUUUGGUGUUCCUUAACGCCGGAGCACAGGACAGUGCUGUCUACCAGUGUGAAGCCUCCAACACUCACGGCAGUAUCCUGGCCAACAUUAACGUCAUGGUCAUGAAUAUGGCUCCGCGAAUACUGACAAGGGACUUUCAAGAGUAUGCUGUGGUACGAGGAAAGGACGUAGUCAUGAACUGCAGUGUUUUCAGCUCUCCACCACCCAACAUCUCCUGGGUCAAAGAUGAGACUCUAGAGAUCGUCAAGGGGGAACGAUUCUCGGAUUUCGGCGGAUCUUUAAAAAUCUUCAGUGCCGAAAAAAGCGACAGCGGGAAAUAUUUGUGUGUUGCCUCUAACACGGAGGGAAAUUCAUCCGUCGCCGCUAUCCUGGAUGUGAAAGACUCCACAAAAAUAGUCCACCCGCCUCAGGAUAUGCGGAUCAUUAGUGGGACCACAGCCCAGUUGACGUGCCAGGCAGAGGUUGAUAAAAGCCUCCGUGAUGCCUUUGAAGUGGUUUGGAGGAAGGAUGGUGAGGAGAUCCCACUUUCCUCUGAGGAAAAUCCCAGAUUCUUUCAUGUAAGCGAUGGCAUGCUACAGAUCAUGAGUGUGAACCUGGACGAUCAGGGAAGCUACAUGUGCAUUGCCAGGACCAUCCUAGACGAGGACAAUGCCACUGCACUACUCACUGUACUGGACGUUCCUGAUGCUCCAAAAAACUUAGAGAUUUUGGAACUAAAGAGUCAGAGAAAUGUUUGCCUGUCUUGGGUACCUGGAAGUGACCACAACAGCUCUGUAACAGAAUUCAUAGUAGAGUAUGAGGAAAGCCAAUGGGAGCCCGGCAGGUGGAAGGAGCUAAAGAAAGUUGCCGGUAACCAGGCAACAGCCGAGGUUGCCCUGCAAGGAGACCUUAACUACCAGUUCAGAGUGUAUGCUGUUAACGUUGUUGGACCCGGACCCCCCAGUGAGCCCACUGAAAGAUACAAAACACCUCCUGCUGCUCCUGAAAAAAAUCCUGAAAACAUCAAAAUUCAAGGCCCUCUCCCUCACCAAUUGGACAUUAGCUGGGAGCCGCUGUUGCCUAUGGAGCAUAAUGGCCCAGGCCUUGAGUACAAGGUGAGCUACAGGAAGCUGGGCGUGGAAGAUGUCUGGAAGGAGCAUCUGGUCAAAAGGCACUCCUUUGUCGUGAGGAACACGUCCACCUUUAUCCCCUUCGAGAUCAAAAUUCAGAGCAGGAACAGCCACGGCUGGGGACCGGAUCCUAAAGUCGUUACUGGUUACUCUGGAGAGGACGUCCCGACUGCAGCACCGCGGGACGUAGCAGUGGAGGUGAUCAACACCACCGUCCUCAGAGUUAGCUGGACCCCGGCUCCACCUGCCACAGUGAGAGGUCAUCUAGGAGGAUACGAUGUUCACUGGUUGAGGAAACGAAGUUGGUUGGAGCCCAACAAGAUUUUGGAUGACCGCAAAACACUUUCUUUCCCUGGGAAGAGGACUCUUGCCAUCGUGCCGGGCCUUGAACCGUUCUCAGAGUACAUGCUCACUGUCAAUGUUUUCAACAAGAAGGGCAAUGGGCCCAACAGUGAUCCUGUCACCUUCAACACUCCAGAGGGAGCUCCAGAGCAGGUGCCCAUUCUGACUGCCUCCAACGCGCAGAAGGACUCCGUUUUGCUGGUGUGGGCCCCACCGCGGGAGACGAACGGCAUCCUCACUGGUUAUCUCCUGCAGCACCACCUCGGUAAAGAGACCACACUGGAGGUGGUUGUCUCCCAGGAGACAAACAUCACUGGGGGCUGACACCACCCCAGUGCAAGCUCUGGGGUCUCGAGGAGGGAAAGCCUCUACCGCUUCCAUCUCCAAAGCGCACCCGAGCCCGGUUGUGGGCCUCCACUGGCGCAGGAGAGCAGAACUCCACCUACUGCAGCAUUGCCGGCGCUGUUGAACAUAAGCUCGUAUGUGAGUGACACCUUUGCCAAAAUCAGCUGGAUUGCCGAGACAGAGCAGCAGGACUCUGAGCUUUAUGUGGCUUAUAUGAAUAACCGUGAAGGUAACUGGCUGGUAUCGGAGGCUGUAAAUGCUUCUCGAAGGUUCCACGUUAUUGACGGGCUCAAACCUGGGACGGUGUACACCGUGCGCCUCAUGGCCAAGCGGCUGGUCGAUAACGCUAGCAUUUUUGAAGAUGUUAUCCAGACCCGAGUCAAAGCCACAGGAGCUCAACGGAGCAACUUUUUGACCCAUGGCUGGUUCAUUGGGACCAUGUGUGCCGUGGCGCUCCUCACCCUCGUCGCACUCAUGGCCUGCUUUGUGCGGCGAAACCAAGGUGGCAAGUAUGCAGGUACGCCGCCGCCUUCGUCGACCCAGAGACAAGACAUGUUCUCCAUGGAAAAAGUGAAAGAGAGGGAGGACCGACACUGUGAUGUGGAGUCACAAGGAAUGAACGAUGACACCUUCUGUGAAUACAGUGACGGCGAGGAGAAGCCGCUAAAGGGCGGUAGCUUGCUAUCCCUGACCGGAGAUGAAGCGCUGGGGGACAGCGUCAGCAGAGACAGCAUGGCUGACUACGGCAACGUCGGGCGAGAAUUCAACGAGGACGGUUCAUUUAUCGGAGAGUAUUCUGGAUUCACGCACAGAGGCUCUGUCAGCGAGCCCAGCGGACCCCAACCAGUCACUGCAUGAAGCCAGGCGCCGGUCCAAGCGGUCGACUACAAAUAUUUUCAAGAUACUUUUUAAAAUGUAGCUUCCGUGGGAUUAAAUACAGCACAAAUGGCCAUAUAUGGGGGGGCUGAAAAUGACUCAAUGGGCAGACGUUCUGUCCAGGGAUCGGAGAGAAAGGAAUACAUCCAGUACACAAAUCCUGUUGGAAAAACAAUUCCAAGUCUUUGUACAUAUUGUAAGAGAAUGACCUGUAUCAUUUGAGUUUUUCAAGAUUUCUUUUAAUUAUAAUAAAGUUUUGUACCUUUUUAUGCCACAAUCUUCAGCCGUGUAUGUUGAUUACCAUCUUGCAUCUACAGCGGGUCUUAAAGCACAUUAGAACCAAUGUAUAGUCACAAAUGCUUAAGUGUUAUGGGUUAUUCAUGUAUGUGUGUCUAACUUUUUUUUUAUUAUGCAAAUAUGUGGAUUAUAUUCAAAAUAUUGACAAUAAAUCACAUAUAUUUUAGUUUAGAAUUUCUUUUUACAAACCUGAAAUCUACAAUAACAAAAAAAAACGAUUUCUACCUUUUUUUAACAAUAGAAGUAUUGCUGUAUUUAUAUCUGGAGUGGAAUCAAACAUUUAGCGAAAACUCAAAUUGGUGAGCUUUCACCUUAAGGCCUCAUUAAGGUAGAUGACAUUUUGAACCUACAGCGAUUCAUCAUACUUCUGUUUGUUUGUUUUCAUCAUCUAACCUUGUCCUGCUGGAUGGGACAGUUUUUAAUCACUCUACUUUCCUUUUAAAUGAUCAGGCAGCUACGAUAUUUAUUAUCUGGAAAUUACUAUGGGUACUUCCUUCACAGUUUGUAUUUAAUUUGAUUUGUAGGUGUCUUUUUUGCUGCUCGUUUUCUGUAAUUAAAAAAGCAUCCUCAUGGGUUCAUUUCAAAAUUAA
This is a messenger RNA of Gasterosteus aculeatus aculeatus (three-spined stickleback), 5099 nucleotides long. RefSeq names its product cell adhesion molecule L1-like a (gene chl1a). Gene Ontology annotation, cellular component: axon; plasma membrane. Gene Ontology annotation, biological process: brain development; axon guidance; cell-cell adhesion. Gene Ontology annotation, molecular function: cell-cell adhesion mediator activity. The record is from RefSeq and is a predicted model, not a curated record. Lineage: Eukaryota; Metazoa; Chordata; Actinopteri; Perciformes; Gasterosteidae.